CGUUUCAGCCUUGGGAAAUCGUUGGGUUAGACAUUACUGGAGGAAUCCUUGCACCUCCUCCCAGCGUGCCAUGGCCGCUGGCUCCGUUCCCCUUCUUUCGGAGGAUGCAGUACCUCUCCAAGAGUUCAGGGACCUCAUCGCAUCCCUCCCGGUCGACCACCGCGUCGUCCCCGUGCGGCAAUACCAAGGGUUUUGGUGGCCGGAGAGCACCCUCCCCGGCGUCAUCGCCGUCCAACGCCACUUCAAGUCUCGACCCGAUGACGUCUUCCUCGCCACCUACCCCAAGUCCGGCACGACCUGGCUGAAAUCUCUCGCCUUCGCCGUCACGACCAGGUCGCAGUACCCGCUAUCCGACCACCCCCUCCUCCAGCUCAAUCCCCACCAGUGCGUGCAGUCGCUGGAGGGGAUGUUCAACCGGGGCCGCAGCUCCGAGAUCGACGCCCUGCCCUCCCCUCGCAUCCUCGCCACCCACAUGCUCCACUCCGUGCUCCCCGACUCCAUCGCCGCCUCCGACUGCCGGAUCGUGUACCUGUGGCGCGAUCCCAAGGACGUGAUCGUCUCCGCAUGGCACUUCGGCGAGAAGGUGCUGGCGACCCGGAAGUACCAGGCGGAGAUCCCGGUGGACAAGGCCGCCAUGGCGCACUGCGAGGGGAUCUCCACCCACGCGACGAUCUGGGAUCACAUCCUCGGGUACUGGAGGGCUGGAAGAGAAUCCAAUCUUCAUUAA
Musa acuminata subsp. malaccensis (wild Malaysian banana) is the source of this 727-nucleotide messenger RNA. The record is from RefSeq and is a predicted model, not a curated record. Lineage: Eukaryota; Viridiplantae; Streptophyta; Magnoliopsida; Zingiberales; Musaceae.